UUUAUGUGUUGUAGUAGAUGGUUUCCGGUGCGGUGUUGUUGUUGAAGCGCUAUGGUUUAUCAGCGCGGCCUCGAUCUUUUCGCCUGAGUUCUGUCGAGUUCUGCGGGUUCAUGUUCCGCGCCGCCGAGAUCAAGAGCUUCGGUAAAGCGGGAACCGGCUGGCACUUUCGGCGGACGAUGGACGAGCUGGUCCACGACUUGGUGUCGGCCCUGGAGGAGAGUUCUGAACAGGCUCGUGGAGGGUUCGGCGAUGGUGGAGAUCACGCCCUGGCCGUCGGUUGCCUGCUAAAACGUCAGGCUCGCAAGCGUCGUGGCCGUAAACGCCGGUCCGAUAACCCUCACCCGCCGUGGGACACCUGUCACCUGAGCGAAGGCUCCGAAUCCAGUCUGGAAGAGCAGAAGGACUAUCGUUCCUCCACGGCUGCUGGGGGCGCUCAUGCGCGCGACAACAACAACAGUGACUCUGAUGAGCAGCUGGGUGCGAAGCGCCGUACGCCACUCACCGCCGACUCGGGCAGGGGGAAGAGGCCGCUUUGGCUGGACGAUUUAAGCGGAGCUGACGCUUUAGGAACACGCAGUUUGAGGAGGCGUCGGAAGGUCAAGCGCAUGGCUGUAGAUCCACCUCUAGAGGUCACCACUAUGUUGGCACCGCCCAAACCCUCCACAGCAGGUGGCAGCAGAGAGGCAGGGUUCCUGGAGGGUAAAGGAAGUGAGGUAAAUAAAAACAGGGUGAAGAAAAGAAAGUUUGCGGCGCAGAGAUUCACGCAGGAUGUUGCGGAUGAAGGCGUAGUGGUGGAGAGCGAGGAGGUGGGUCAGGCGGCCAAAGACAAGAUGGACUUUGAGGAACAAAAGGGCUCAGAUGAGGACAUGAGUGACAGGUGCGAGACAAGCAGUGUCAGUAACAGCAGUGAUGGGGGUUUGUACACUAAUGAUGAGGGAAGACAAGGUGAUGAUGAGCAAAGUGAUUGGUUUUAUGACGGUGAGCCGGGCGGGGCUUGUGGGAUUGCGGGCGUGGUCCCAUGGUGGGAUAGAGAUUCGAAUGAGCUCGACCUCAAUGAUCCCGUGUUUAACAGCAUACUGACCGGAGCCUUUCCGAUAAUGUCACAGGGAGCUCAAAGAGGUUUUCAAGCACGGCUCGCUCGGCAGACUUGUCUUCAGCAGUCACAGGGAGCUUCUCAGGGAAUGGUUCAUGAUAGAUUACCACGGUUAUCACAGGAUCCUCAUGACACGUGGUUCAGUUCUGGGGCCAGAAGAGAUCAGUUGCUUUGGGAUUCUCGUAGUGACAGAAGUCAUAGAAAAAGCUGCUCUUUAAAGACUGCCAACAGUUUCGGAGCUUCGCAAAUUGUGUGUCGUUUUGCACAAUUGUUGUGUCCGAACAUCAACCAUACUGAACACUAUGUGUGUGUAUGUAGACAGACGAGUGGACAUCUUGGCUCUUUGUGUACUGGAGAUAUAAAGAGGCGACGGAAAGCUGCACCUGUAGGAGCCCCUUCAGCAUCAGGUGUGGUGGGUGACGGUGCUCCUCCUCUCCCCGAAACAAAUGUUGGGAACCGUAUGCUGCAGACUAUGGGCUGGACUCCAGGUUCGGGUUUGGGUCCCGAAGGCAGAGGCAUCACAGAGCCCAUCCGUGCGUCUCAGAGGCCAAAGGGAGCUGGACUGGGCUUCAACUGAGCUUUGAGGACAGAUAGAGAAACUCACGGAGACGGCGGUUGGCUCUUCUCUCCGUUAACCUCACCAUUAACAGCAACCAGCGGCCUGAGGGGCAGCACUGAGCCGAUAGCUCCAUAAAUAUAGAGAAGAGAUGAUGGACAGAAUAUAGAGAUAUGCACCAACCCAAAGGAGAACUGAUUCUAGAGCAGACUCACUGCCGCCCCACACACUUCAACUGUUUAAGGCGUCCAAACAUUUAUUAGCUGAUUUGAGUUUUAAUUAACUCCAAAAUAAUUCAUUCAAAAUUUAUAUUUUUAAGAUUUCUAAUGCUGAGAGGUAAAUUUUCGAUAUUUGCAAGAAGCUUUAUUUGGCAAGUACAAAUUCAUAUCAGGUCAUAUUUCACCCCAAAAUAUUACAUUAAUUAUUUUUUUUUUUUGCCUGGAAAUACAGUUAAUUGUAUUAUUAUUUCAAUAAUAAAUUCUCUUUACCUUUAUCCAAUAGGCUACAAUUUCUUUAUGGCACAAUAUAAUUCUCUUUUUUUUAUUUUGGGGUAAAAUAUGACCUAUACAUUGUUCACAAACAAAUAGGAGAACGAUUUUCCAGAAGAUUUUCAAAAAUCUAAAUUAUUUGAUUUAAGAUGAAUUUUGCAUUUAAAUUAUUUUCUUUUUAUUGCAAGUCAUUUAUUGCAGUAUAAAUAAGACCAUUGAGAGUCUUUUAAUGAAUCUCAUCAGAUGAUACCAGCAGAAAUUCAUGAUUUAGGUUUAAUCUUUUAAUUAUUUUCUUAAAAAUAUUUUAGUCUUUAAAUGCAGCCCAGUCUCACGAAAUUACGUACCUGUAGUCUUGUAAAUUUUUUAUUCUUUUUCAUGAUACUGUUCACGAAUUUCCGUUCUUUUUUUGAUCAUAUCACGAAUUUCACGAAUUAUGUGUCAUUGUCACAUAUUGGUUACUUAACUCUUUUGUCUUAUUUUCUUACCAUUGUCGCUUCAGUGAAGGUUAGAUUUACAUAAAAUGACAUCCUUACACAAACCCAACUCUAACCCUAACGCCAGGCGACAAUGGUUUAAAAAUCAGAAAAUAUAAAAAAAUUAAUCUGAAUUUUUUUUAUAAACCAAUACUUAAAGUGACAUCCUAACGCAAACACCAAAUCUAACCCUAAACCGAAGCGACAAUGGUUUGAAAAUAAGAAAAAGCAGUUGAGUAACCAAUACGUGACGAUGACACAUAAACAGAAAUUCGUCAUAUGGUCACGAAAAAACGCAGAAAUUCAUGACAA
This is a messenger RNA of Misgurnus anguillicaudatus (oriental weatherfish), 2922 nucleotides long. It is a transcript of the gene gpatch2, whose product is annotated as G patch domain containing 2. The record is from RefSeq and is a predicted model, not a curated record. Gene Ontology annotation, molecular function: nucleic acid binding. NCBI's taxonomy places the organism in Eukaryota, Metazoa, Chordata, Actinopteri, Cypriniformes, Cobitidae.